UAUAGAAGCGGUGAAGAAGCCACUCGAGAUCUGCAGAUGCUCAGGCGCCUCAUGUCCUCUGAAUGGACGAGACACACCCUUGACCCUCCUCCCAGGGAUUUACAAACUCCCGAGUUCCUUCUGGCGUGUGAAGUUCAACCGCGCAAACUGAGCAAGGUUCUGAGGAUCAAAGCUGGGAACCAACACAGCUACCCAACCUUGAAGAUGGGGAUGACCGGGCCUCCAACAUCAAAGCACAACCAUGGUGAAGAAAGACCCAGGAGGUGUACCUUCAACCCGUUUCACAGCAUAAAGUUUUUUGUACUAUGUCACGGACUGUUGCAGCUUUCCCAACUCUUAGUGUCCGGGUAUCUGAAAAGCAUCAUCUCAACCAUUGAGAAGCGAUUUGGCCUUUCCAGUCAGAACUCGGGGAUGCUGUCUUCUCUGAAUGAGAUCGGAAGCACAGUGUUUAUAGUGUUUGUCAGUUACUUUGGCAGCCGUGUUCAUCGUCCUCGUCUAAUUGGUUGUGGGGGUAUUCUCGUCAGUGUCGCUGCAUUCACCAUGGCGCUGCCCCACUUCAUCAUGGGCGGGUACGAGUUUGAUCAGACCAUUGCAAAUAGUGUUGGUAACGUCUCUGAUCUCUGCCCCUUGACGCUGGAGGACCAGAAUCUGACCAAUGAGAGCUGCAGCACGGACAAAAUUGACAGUGAUUACAAAAUGCUUUCCCUGCUGAUAGUCGGGCAGUUAUUGUUGGGAGUUGGUGGUGUUCCCAUUCAACCUUUUGGGAUAUCAUACGUUGAUGAUUUUGCCAGCAAUCGGAACUCACCUUUGUAUCUUGGGAUUUUAUUUGCGGUUAGUGUUCUGGGUCCAGCAUUUGGCUUCGUUUUGGGCUCUGCUGUUCUCCGGCUCUACGUUGACAUCGAUAAACUAUCAGCUGAUGAGAUCGGCUUGCAGUUCGGAGACCCACGUUGGGUGGGAGCCUGGUGGCUAGGAUUCCUCAUUGCAGCCAGUGCCGUUGCAGUGGUCUCUAUCCCAUACUUCUUCUUCCCAAGGGAAAUGCCCAAGGAGGACUCCGGGGAUCCUGAAGGUGAAAACAAACCCAAAAAACAGUUGGACAAAUUAGAAUCCAAAGACGAUACAACACAAGAUCUGUCGUUGCUUCAGUUUAUUAAGAGUUUUCCUUUUAUAUUGCUGCGCACUUUAAGGAGCUCAGUUUACCUCCUGGUUGUCUUAGCGCAGGUGUGUAUGUCAGCUCUGAUGUCUGGAUUAACCGUCUUCAUUGGCAAGUUUCUGGAGCAACAGUUCACCGUGACUGCCUCAUUUGCAAAUCUAUUGAUCGGAGGCAUCCAGGUCCCUGGGGCUGUUCUUGGCAUCCUGAUUGGUGGAGCCAUUUUGAGGAAGUUUCAGAUAACUCUGAGGGGCUCAGCCUUCAUGUGCUUCAUGGCCAUCUUCGUCGCCAUUUGUGCCACCACACCGCUCUUGUUCCUUGGCUGCUCAACACAAGUAGUUGCUGGAAUAAACUACAACCACAGUUCCUUGGAUAGUUCUUCAGGCAUUGAGCUUGGCUGUAAUCAGGGAUGUAACUGCAGGGAUCAGGCCUACAACCCAGUUUGUACGACUGAUGGCAUUGAAUUCACCUCUCCCUGCCAUGCUGGCUGCAAGUCUGCCUUCUUUGAAGCUGAUGGGAAAGUUGUGAAUUAUACCGACUGCUCCUGUGUUCCUGCUCAAAACCUGGUGAAACCUGGCACCUGUGGCAGUGGAUGCUACCAACUCCUCCCGCCAUUUAUAUUCUUCCUAACAUUGGCUGCUUUUGUAGCCACCCUCUGUCAGACCCCUUCCUUCAUGUUGGUCCUGAGGUCAGUGAAGCCUGAAGAUAAAUCUUUGGCAAUAGGGAUUCAGUUCUUGCUAUUCCGUGUUCUGGCCUGGUUGCCAGGACCCAUCAUUUAUGGAAGUACAAUUGACACCACAUGUAUCCGAUGGGAAGAGAAGUGUAACAAAAAGGCAGCCUGCAGAUACUAUAACCUGGAUCUCUUCCGGAUCAGGUACAUUGGGAUGCAGAUGCUGUUUCAGUGUGGAGCGUUUCUAUUGUUCCUGAUGGCCUACUAUUUCCUAGUGAAAGACAGUUUGAAGAGGGAGCGACAGACUGGGGUGAAAACCAAGACUCCGAUAGACCCCGAGGUUGGGGAAGAGAGAAAUAAACUGAUGAGCAAAGGCAAUGGAAUCAAAUCCCAGCCCGAAUUGAAAGUGUGAGAGGUUAUCGAUGGGGAAGU
This is a messenger RNA of Carcharodon carcharias (great white shark), 2249 nucleotides long. It is a transcript of the gene slco2b1, whose product is annotated as solute carrier organic anion transporter family, member 2B1. The transcript is spliced from 16 exons. Gene Ontology annotation, cellular component: membrane. The record is from RefSeq and is a predicted model, not a curated record. Gene Ontology annotation, biological process: sodium-independent organic anion transport; transmembrane transport; bile acid and bile salt transport. NCBI's taxonomy places the organism in Eukaryota, Metazoa, Chordata, Chondrichthyes, Lamniformes, Lamnidae. Gene Ontology annotation, molecular function: protein binding; bile acid transmembrane transporter activity. Bases 37 to 2229 code for a protein of 730 amino acids.